CUAAUGGUUUGCAGAAAGAGGUGAUGAAUGGAUUUUACAGACGACAGCAUUGAGGCCCCUGUUGUGCAUCUCAUCUUAUGUCUUUUGAACACAAUCUAAACUCAGCAGAAUAUUUCAUAUUCUCGGUCUGUAAAGGAUCAAUGUAGGAGAGUAUAAGGCUUACUUCUCUUCACUUACACCAUUCUUAAUUUAGGCCAGGCCUUCUCUUGAACCACUAUUCUCAUACCGAUCUUUCCCUCGCCAGCCCGUCCAGUUCGUCUUCAACUCCUAGUCUGAUCCGGAGAUGACAUAUUCGAUAUAGCAUCAUCUGGGGACACGGGAGCAAACGGGAAAGAGGCGCGCUUCGACGGACCAUGCAACUGACCCCGAUCAAAGUCAGAGGCAAGCGUGGCAAAGCCCCUUCGUCCAAAAACUCGACCAAACCACCGCCACGGGAACGGAAGUCACGGCUCUCAACUCGCCUGGGAAUCAAGCGAAAGUCUCUCCUCGAGCGCCAACUACCCCUCGAAAUUAUCGAGCGCAUCUUUGUCUUCAGUGAGAACCUCAACUUCCCCCGUUGCAGCCCCCUUGUCGGCCGCCUACUCUCCGGGCGAUCCACGCUCGUCAACCUUCUCAUUUCGUCGUUCCAUCCUACGUGGGACUGUUGGUUCGGUGUCGAUAGGCGGACGGUCAAGAUGGUUCCGAAGCACGGCGCCACACAAGACCUGAGAACUGGUUGGCGGCAUGAGAACUUCCCCGAAUUCUUCCCCGGAGACCCAGAGUUACAGUCCUCUGUGCUAGCGACCCCCUGGGUGAAUGUUGACAUCAUUCUUGACGCCCUGCAGGUCUGGGCCUGGCGCUUCGCGCGCGACAGAUGGUACUCACACUCCCAUGUUGGCCCGAAAGACGAGGAGGCGGACCAGAACCACGACCCAUUACACUUGCCUCACGAUCGACUCGGCGGGUUUGGCCAUUUUGAUUCGAGGGGCUGCUUUGACUAUGACUGGCUCGCGUACGGUCUCGGCGGUUCGAAACCCGCGCUCGACUUUUACGUCGAUGUACACCCCAAAACAAGCAUACCCGAUAGCCUCAUUGCUGGGCCCUGGACACCCGAGCAGCAGAAACUUCUCUUUUGGCUUCGUAGAGGCGGAGCAAGGAUACAGGCUGAGCACCAAACCUGGGAGACUCUUCUGGUUGGCCUCCAGAACGCCGUUACGCAUCGAAACCCUGGGAACCUGGACGGGCGUCUGAUCCACAUGCUCCUCCUGCUGGACGACUUCUUCCCUUCGCAACGGCUCGAGGAGAGCCACUCUCUUUGGCCGCUGGAGGUUUUGGAGAAGGAGCAUGCCAAAGUGGUCAAGCUGCUUGAAGCUCGAAGACGCAGCAAGGCCGGCCACCUGCCAGAGCUCGUUCAACUUGAGAAGCGCAUGAUUGACUAUCACCGUCGCGAGGUCGACCUUCUCACGUCGAGAUGAGUCGGGAUGAACGUUUGACGCCGCACUCGACGAUGGUCGUUGGUUUCAUGCCUCGUACGAGGGAUCACUGAGCGCCGGGGAGGCGCGCCAUCGUCCUUCUUGGCGUAUUGGGCAGCCUCAGCGGCGAGGGGCUCGGCGUGGAGGUCAUGGGUCUCGUCGUCGCCGUCGCCGCCCUGGCUGGACUGCCGGAACUUGAGCUGGGUGUGCGCCGGCAGCAGACGUUGGUGACAGGCCGGGGAGGAUAGCGCCGCGCAUUCUCUUGGCAUAUAUCUUGAUGUGUCUUCGGUGCUCGAUAUCUACUCCCUAAUGCCAUUUGUAUGGUGAGCGGAAGGCUGAGAUUGGCCGCGGGUAUUCAGUCGAUGCAAACAAUCCAAAGAGAAGGUGUUGUCAGCAGUCCAAAGACUGUCGUAACUGCUGAGAGAUGCCGCGAUUACUGGUGUAAUGGACCUCAGGAUGCUUUCUCUAUCUCUCUGAGAUAGCUGGAACAAGCCGUAUAGUAGCUCCUUUCUUGGUACAUGUUAUCAGUAGUAGUAGUCAUCAUCGUCAGAGAAUAGAGCGACAGAGGUACCAAGGCCCCGGCAUUGUUCUUUUCGUGAUCUUCAAACACUUGACCUGCAACGGGCCUUACAUGUCAUCCCAUUCAUCGCCUUUCCCCAGCACGCAAGGGUAAGUCGUUCACGUCGGUGUCAAAGUCGUGAACAGCCGUCGCCCACCUUGCUCGGAGGCAUACAAUCCACAAUUUGGCCCCGUCGACCAACAGUCAGCCAACCAUUCAUACGAUGUAAUCGUACAA
Colletotrichum destructivum is the source of this 2247-nucleotide messenger RNA. RefSeq lists its product as uncharacterized. Bases 354 to 1454 code for a protein of 366 amino acids. The transcript is spliced from 3 exons. The record is from RefSeq and is a predicted model, not a curated record. Lineage: Eukaryota; Fungi; Ascomycota; Sordariomycetes; Glomerellales; Glomerellaceae.